Asparagus officinalis (garden asparagus) is the source of this 1892-nucleotide messenger RNA. Its product is annotated as LEC14B protein-like. Gene Ontology annotation, cellular component: Cul4-RING E3 ubiquitin ligase complex. Gene Ontology annotation, biological process: proteasome-mediated ubiquitin-dependent protein catabolic process. The record is from RefSeq and is a predicted model, not a curated record. Bases 239 to 1645 code for a protein of 468 amino acids. NCBI's taxonomy places the organism in Eukaryota, Viridiplantae, Streptophyta, Magnoliopsida, Asparagales, Asparagaceae. Gene Ontology annotation, molecular function: protein binding. The transcript is spliced from 10 exons.
UCUCUCUCUCUCUCUCUGGAGGUUUUUUGUCCAAUAAAAAUUCUAACCGAUGACCUCAAAAACCCUAAUCUGAGCUCGAUUGUUGAAGGAUUCAAGAAAUUCAGGCACAGGAUCAGGCACUUAUAUGAAUUUUUUUUGUGUGGGUGGGGGUGGGGGCUCAAUAAGGAUUAGAACCCAGUUGUUACUCUGAAUCCGACUUGAUGCAAAGAUUGCCAAGUGAACUAAAUUGAACCACAACAUGCAAGUAAAGAGGAAAAGGCAUCACACCGAACCUUUUAGAUUACCGAUUCAGAAAGAAGGAUUCACCAUUGAUGAUGAAAUUUCCCAUCUCACCAAGCUCAGAUCAGAGCCCUGCGAGAAAAUGCGAAGGGGCAUGCCAAAUGGAAGAAAGCUGCCUAUAUCGACCGCCAAGAUGAUAGCAGGAAGGGAAGCUAAUUUGUCUGGAAGGGGCAAGUUUUCUUCAGCUGAUUGCUCCCAUGUCCUCGGACGAUAUCUUCCUGUCAAUGAUCUUUGGUGUUUCGAUGGCAUGGAUAGUAAAGCAUACGUCUCCCAGUUCUCUGCUGAUGGUUCCGUUCUUGUUGCAGGGUUUCAGGCGAGCCGUAUCAAAAUAUACAACGUCGACAACGGGUUGAAGUUGCAAAAGGAUAUCAUUGCUAAAAGUUUGGAGUGGACAAUCACUGAUACAUCCCUUUCACCUGAUCAACGUAAUCUGGUCUACUCCAGUUUGUCACCACUUGUUCAUAUUGUCAACGUAGAAACUGCUGGAACAGAGUCACAUGCUAAUAUUACUGAUAUUCAUGAUGGACUAGACUUCUCUGAACAUGAAAAUGAUGACUUCUCAUUUGGAAUUUUUUCUGUAAAAUUCUCAACUGAUGGUAGAGAGCUUGUUGCUGGGAGUAAUGAUGACGCAAUAUAUAUUUAUGAUCUAGAAGCAAAUAAAGUUACAUCUCGCUUCGAAGCUCAUUUGGAUGACGUUAACACUGUGACUUUUGCUGAUGAAACUGGGAAUCUCAUAUAUUCUGGGAGUGAUGACACUUUAUGCAAGAUCUGGGACAGGCGCUGCUUCUUCACCAGAGGAGGACCAGCAGGGGUCCUGUCAGGUCACACAGAAGGCAUUACCUUUAUUGAUAGCCGUCGAGAUGGCCGUUAUUUUAUCUCAAAUGGCAAAGAUCAAAGUAUCAAACUUUGGGACAUCCGGAGACUUUCUACCGAUGCUAAUAGCUCCAGACCUAGAGCUUCUUUAUGGGAUUAUAGAUUGUCAGCGUACCCACGGGAGUAUAGAUAUUUGAGACAUCCAAAUGAUCAAUCAUUAGCUACUUACAGAGGUCACUCUGUGCUGCGUACUUUAAUACGCUGCUAUUUCUCCCCAGCACAUAGCACUGGCCAGAGAUAUAUUUACACGGGAUCCCAUGACAAGCACGUUUAUAUUUAUGAUGUGGUGACUGGAGACCAAGUUGCAAAACUCGCCUUUCAUAACGCUGUGAUUAGAGACUGUAGCUGGCAUCCAUACUACCCUAUGCUUGUAAGCUCUUCUUGGGAUUGUCAAAUUGCUAGAUGGCAAUUCUCGGGCUCCGAUGCAGUUCCUUCCGUUGUUGACAAUAAACGCCAUCGACGGCAGCAGGCUGAGCAAAGGACACUUCCCUGAUGCUUUAAUAAGGAGAGACACUGACAAAGGGGAUCAAGAUCAUGUACUCUAUAUUUGUGAGAUCUUUAUCAUCUAGACUACCCUAUAUGAUGAGGCCUCAAUUCCUUUGUAAAGAAUAUUUAAGUAUGAUUAUGGUGUAAAUAUUUGUAAGCAUCUUCUUGGUGCAGUCAGCUUACAUUGCCAUGUAAAUAAGACUGAAACAAUGUAAGAAACCUGAGAAGCGAAGUCAUAUUUCUUGUUUCUGUUA